GUGAUUGGUGCGGAACAUCAAAGAGAAGUGACGUCACCAAGUGCGGCAGGCAUGUGGCUUUGAUCUUCGAGUUCAAACUUUUCAAAUUUCAUCGCCAUUUUGAGCAGGCCACUUUAGGAUUUAAUUCUGUUAGAGAUGAUUUCAUUUCGAAAAUGAGUGUUGAGGUCCACCAAUUUCUCAAUGACUCCGUAGGUGGUAACUUUACAGAAUCAGCACCACGUCCUCCAGUACCUGGGGAGGAAAAUGAACUAACCUCAAAUGGCGGACAUUCUACCAGAAGCAGUGGCUCACACAAGAGUCAUGCUUCGAAUAAGAGUCACUCCUCUAUUAAGAGUAUAGGAUCACAUCGGAGUGAUGUUAGUCACUCCCCUGCUGCAACACCCCGCCGAUCAAACCUUGACGGGAAAAACAAAGCAUUAGCUUUACAGUCUCAGGGAUUAAGUCAGGAAGACAUGAUCGCCCCUCUGGGCUUUGAACCCGAGGGAAGUGCAACUAACUCACCUCCUUUUACAGAGAAUAGUACCCCACCUUAUUUAAAAUGGGCAGAAAGCCUCAAGUUUUUAUUAGAAGAUUCAGAUGGUCUUCAAUUAUAUAAGGAAUUCCUGUCACUUGAGCAAUGUUACUGUCCUGUGACUCUCGACUUUUGGUUUGCAUGCAAAGGCUUAAGACAAAGUCUUUUGAAAUUUACAAAAUCACAAAGUAAUGAUGCAAAAGAAAGAGCCAAAAUAUUCAACCUGGCUAAGGUGAUAUACAGGAAGUACAUUAGAGGGGAUCAACUUAGUAGCAUUAUAAGUAAGUCAAUUCGCCAAACAAUUUCUGAAAGAGUGACUAAAAAAGAUAUUGAAUUGACUUUAUUCGAUGAGGCUCAGGAUUCUGUAGAAAAAUAUAUGACGGAUAACACAUGGCCAAUAUUUCUGAAAUCCGACAUUUAUGUGCAAUAUAUACAAGCAGGGGGAGAGAGUCCAAAAACUGGGAGUAAUGGAUCUAGUGGCUCUAGCAGUGCCCGGCCACUCUCCCAAGUAGGCCCCCUCCCCACACUGCAUGAGAAUGAGGAAUUACAGACUGAUGAUAUUGAUUCAAGCCAACCUAUUCAUCAACCUAUGACACCAGUUGCAGUAGCCCCCUUGACGUCAAAGUCUUUAAUGGCGACAACAGCUUCUCGAGCUGAAGCCAGUUUCUUCAAGAGACCUGAAGCAACUGCUGGUCUGUACCUUCAACAGUGUCAAGAGAGGAGUGCAACAUCAAGUAGUAAGAACAGCUAUCCAUAUCACGUGUCUUACACCACAGUCUCUGCCCAGGACAGUGAGCUUCAAUCACUCUCUAGCGAUGCUAUGACUGAUGAUACCAUGUCACUCACAGACAGCAGUGUUGAUGGUGUACCAAUACAUGGGAGAUACUCGAUCAGGAAGUCAAAGCGAAUACAGAGGUCAAUGCACAGAGAUGCUGCCAAGAACAAAGAUACAUCACUGAAUAUGCUGCUUGUAAAACCACGAACUGAAAGAGCACCCAAAGAUCGCAAUAUUGCUGAAACUGAUCCUGCCAAAUUUGCUUCUGACCUGAUCGAUCGCCUGUUGUCUGUAAAAGACAAACGCGAGGCGGAUGAGCGCAUGGAAUCAAUGUUGGGUCGAGUAAGCGCAAGUGAGGGUGAGGAGUCUUGUAUGGACGCACGGAGUAUCUCGAUGGCAUCAUCGGUGUCUAAAUCGGCACUUGCCCCUCCUGCUGCUGAUGUCCCCAACGCGACGCUCGCAUUUCAGAAGUUAAUGGAAACAGUAGGUGGAGCGGACGAAUCAGCACAAAGUAUCCUUGAGGACCAUUGUUCCCGUGUAUGGGAGAGUUCAGCCGGGCAGACACCCAGCCGCUCUCCCGGGCGUCAUAGUCCAAAAGAAAAAUCUCCAGAUAGGGCUGCUCGAAUACAACACAGCUUACCUGGGACCCUACAUAAGCCUCAUAAAAAUAAAAAAGACAAAGAAUACUUGUCGACAUACUCUGGGGAUAGUGGGGUUGGCGACGAUAAAUCUGGCCUUGCACAUACACCUAUGUACAGUAGCUUAGAUAAUUAUGGGCAUGGGCACAAACAUAUUCACCAUGUUCAUCAUCAUCAUCACCAUAUUAGCAAAGACUUUAAAAGUAAGCACCUUACUGCUAUGGAAAUAGAAGCCCAAAGGCGCGCAUACCCUUCCCUUAUAUACAAAGGGGAGGCUGGUAAAUUCUCCAUGGAGGGACUUCAAGACCAGGUUGUAAAGCAACAACAGGGGAGGGGGAGGCCCAGCAAAAAGACUUCAACAGCGAAGACAAAGAGUUCAGAAACUAGCAGUAACAUAGAUAGUGGGGUCAGCAUGGUGUAUGAUAAACCAAAACAUGAUCUAUUGCCGAAUCCAAGUGAUCCAAAUAACACCAAGGUUCUAGCAUGGAUGUUAGAUAAUGAGAAAGUAACUGGCUCAACUGUUGCCCCACAGUCAGAUUCUGAGAAAAGUUCCUCGCAAAAACGUUCCUCGCACAGGUCUCUGUCUACAAAUGCUUCCCCUGCACUUCACCACAGGCAAAACAAACCUAAGUCUGUGGCUCCACCUAAGCAGCCAUUACAAUACAAUGCCAGCAGGCCUGGAUCACUGGAACGUUCGGUGCCUGCCAAGCCCAGCCAGCCCUUCGCGACUGACCCCUCCAUGCCCCUUAUACCACCUCCCAACCCCACGGUACAGCUCGAGGAGGCUAAGAGACGCCUUGAGGAGACAGAGGCAGCAAAAUUCACACGUCUUCGACAGUCAAAAUCUUUUACAAACCCGAUCAACAAACGCACCCCAUCUCCCUAUGGUCAGCCGACACAGAUGUUGCCCCCACAGAUGAAAGUGCCAUCUACCACCACAGAGGAAGAUGACAUCCCUCAGUCUGCUGUCACUGCAAACAAACAAAAUGAGAAAAAAUUGUCAAAGAAAACGACCCAUAGUGCACCAUCAACACCAUCCCAAGUUGACAGUACCAUCGUGGGCUACUAUUUCUGUGCUGACCCCAUCCCCUACAGGACAUCUGUUCCUGGGAAAAUUGUCACCUUGGCACAGUUUAAGGCACUCAUCAACAAGAAAGGAAAUUAUAGGUACUUCUUCAAGUGUGCUAGCAAUGAUUUUGGCAGUGAAGUUGUACACGAGGAGGCCAUUGAUGACCACGCCAUAUUGCCAAUGUGGGAGGGGAAAAUUGUAGGAAAGGUUGAGAAGAUUGAAUAAACAUUGAAUGUGGAUUCAAACUCAGUUUGAGAACAGUAAUGCACUUGCAUAAGAGGACUGUGUUAUUCAACAAGUGCUCGAUGUAAUAUUCGUAUCAGUUAUGGACCAUAUACUUGGAGUUAACAGAUUGAAGCAAUUAGACAAUUUAUAGGCAUGAUAUUAUCCUAUUGGACUACUACCUAUUUUUCUUCAGUGCACGAGUAAACAUGGAAUAGUUGUGUUUCGACAACCUUGAUAUGACAAAGGAUCCUGUAAAAUGACACAAAAUGUGCACGCAAUUUGAUGCACGGAAAUGACACAUGGAAUAUACUCAAUGGUCAUAAAUGGUUAACAAUAUUUACAAAUGUAUUAAGCUGUGUAAUAAUAUCAAAGUAAACUAGAAUUAUCAAGUUAGAGAAGUCCAAAAAAUGUUGCAAUGGAAUAUAUUAUUUGUGUAUCCUUCUAGUAUUUUGAUCCAGACCCAUCAAUGAUCAAGGUGUCAAAUUUCUAGUCUUAAGACCAUUUUCAAUUUACCAGACAUUCAUAAUAUUGGUACAUUCAUAUGGUGGUUUAUAUGCAUUUGUACAUCUAACAGAACAAAAUCCAUGAAAAUAUUAGAUAUUAAAUAUAUUCUUUUGUACUUCUCUCUUAACGAAGAAGUAUUCCCACCAUCUAAUUUGCAAGAAUUGGUGCUAGAUGUGGAAAGUGAUAUGGUCUCAAUCCAUUCUCCAUUCUCAAUACCUCAGAGUACCCUCUGUGGCUGAUGCAAUUACAAUUCAGAUGUCAUACACAUGUAAUUGGUCCUCUGCACAAUACAGUUCCAUCAACACUGAAGAUUUUUGCAAUGUCAUUUAUGAUGUUUAUAGUCCUGUCAUGAUAUUGAUAAAGUAGGCAAAGUUUUAGUUUAGUUUUUAGAACCAGUCGGUAGUGGCCCUUCAAUGGGUGGUUAUUUAUGUAAGAAGGAUUACGCAACAAUCGUGUACAUGAAUGUAGUGUCAAUAUUUCAUUGUAAAAUUUUCAUUGUAUAUAACAUCAUUGUAAAUACUCAUUAGUCUAUCAUGUACUACUAUAAAGCGUAACUAUGGUAAUCAGCACAGGAACCAAUAAAAAAUGUUACCACAUUUUAAUUAUUUAACAACAUACCUUUAUAUAGUAUCAAUGGAAAUAUCAUCAGAAGACAACUUUUGUCUGGAGAAAAUCAUUUUAGUUUUCAAGAUCAUGAUUCCAAUUUUCGACAACAGAUGGUGCUGUGUAAUGUCAAGGUCAUGUAAGAAUGUACAACUAGAUACAAAUAAAGUUUGUAAUGUACAUUUAUUUUUAAACAUAAAUAA
This is a messenger RNA of Owenia fusiformis, 4528 nucleotides long. Lineage: Eukaryota; Metazoa; Annelida; Polychaeta; Sabellida; Oweniidae. The record is from the annotation of a GenBank genome assembly.